Messenger RNA from Aspergillus clavatus NRRL 1, 2289 nucleotides. Its product is annotated as glycogenin. The coding region runs from base 1 to 2289 and encodes 762 amino acids. Gene Ontology annotation, molecular function: glycosyltransferase activity. The transcript is spliced from 7 exons. Gene Ontology annotation, cellular component: cytoplasm. The record is from RefSeq and is a predicted model, not a curated record. Lineage: Eukaryota; Fungi; Ascomycota; Eurotiomycetes; Eurotiales; Aspergillaceae.
AUGGCACCUGAUGGGAGUGCCGUUUAUUGCACUGCUUUAUCGCAAGCAGUGUUAAUCCAAUUACAGCUUGUCCUGACCGAUCACUAUCUUCCUGGCGCCGUGGUCCUGGCCCAUUCCUUGCGUGACAAUGGUACCAAGGCCAAGCUUGUCGCUCUCUACACACCGGAUACUUUACAGCACGCCACGAUCAAUGAGCUUCGGACCAUAUAUGAUGAGAUCAUACCCGUGCGGACAGCAACGAACCACACCCCGGCGAACCUCUGGCUGAUGGAUCGCCCGGACCUGGUAUCGACAUUUACUAAGAUCGAACUCUGGCGACAAACGCAAUUCACGCGCAUCGUGUACAUCGACUGCGACGUCGUGGCCUUGAGAGCCCCCGAUGAGCUCUUGACGCUCGAUGCGGAUUUUGCGGCGGCGCCAGACGUCGGCUGGCCGGAUUGCUUCAAUAGCGGUGUCAUGGUUCUUCGGCCCAAUAUGCAAGACUAUUUUGCGCUCAGGGCGCUUGCGGAGAGAGGCAUCAGCUUCGACGGCGCCGACCAGGGGCUACUAAACAUGCAUUUUCGCAACUGGGAGAGGUUGAGCUUCACGUAUAACUGCACCCCGAGCGCCAACUACCAGUAUAUCCCUGCGUACAAGCAUUUCCAGAGUACUAUAAGUCUGAUUCACUUUAUCGGCGCUCGAAAACCGUGGAACAUGCCCAGACAAGUGACUCCCGUGGAGUCGCCGUAUAAUCAGCUGCUUGGGCGGUGGUGGGCCAUCUACGACAGACAUUAUCGUCCCGUUGCCACGAUGCCCGCUCACGCUGUAGGCAGUCAGCCUGCUCGACCGCAGAGUAAUCCGCGUGUCUAUCCGCAGAGAUCUGUGAUGGAGCCACCGCGCGUACUGGUUUCUCGUCCAUCUGAAGGCCAAUCUGCGGUUACUUCCUAUGCGCAAGGAUCUGGUUUCCAACAUGAUCUACCGCAGGAAGCACACUCAGAGCCAGAGCCGCCGAUAGUCUCGCAUUCAUCGUACAGCUAUCAUCCACCCCCGCCCCAGCAAGCACCUCGCGAGGAAGCUCCCCAUGGAACAGGCAGCACACAUCGUGUCGAGAUAUCGCAUGUGCAACAUGCACAAAAUGUACAACAUUUACAUAUGAGCCCAGAGCAGCAUCGUCAGAGUCAAGGUGAGCCGUUCCACCAGCCAGCACCCACGCCAGUACCGGAUUCUGCACCGGAGCCACUACCAGCGCCGGUACCGAUCCGAAGUGCUGUUCCGCAGUAUGUUCGUGGAGAAGAACACGUAUCCGCCUACAUUCAACCGCACUCCGACCAGCCAGCUUUCACGUUGCAAACCGAGCAACCUCCCCAUCAGGAUACUAGCUUCCAACCUGCCCCCGCGCAAUCUUCGGCGUUCAUUGAAGUUCCAGUUCACCAGCAGCCAGCGCAGACCUUCUCCGAGCAACAAGAGCAGCCGCCAGCAUCGCCUCCGCCCCAAGAAGAGGUCGAUAUCUUCGAGGCGCCCAAGGCUGAAUGGGAUGCCGCUCGGGAGCCGCCCCCGGUCAACAGCAAGCCCGAGGGAAUUGCACUGGCAAUGAAAACUUAUUCCAUGUCGGAGGAUCAACAACUUUUCCAACCCCCCUCCAAGUAUCCAGAGGCCCCGAAAAAUAUGUGGUAUCAGGUCCCUGCUACAAAACCGGAGCCAGCAAAGGUCACGCAACUCUUCCCCUGGGAGAGGCAUGCGCCGAAACCGACCCGUGUCUUCUUGGAGGACCAACCGAGCACCAUUUCCACUACUAGCGUAGAAUCACCAUCGACCUCUAGCAGAGAAGAAUACAGGCCAUCCACUGCAUCGUGGACCUCAUGGACAGCCGAUGAACCAUCAGCAGUAUCAUGGGACAGCUACUCCCGCUCGAACGCGUGGGACGAAGUCCCAGAGAUACAAAAGUACAUCCGGUCCAUUCAGCAAGCCCGAAAGGGCAACAUUCAGGUGCUCUCCGGAGGGCCCAGCCCGGGAAAUAAGCCCCCCGGAGGGCAAACACCCGAGCAUGGCAUGAGGGGCAUGCGUGUAACGGACUAUCCCACCGAAAUUGAACGUCCCAGCCUCCCCGUAACGCCCGCGCUCAUCAGAAGGUACUCCGGACCAGCUUCAGGCGGUGAUACCACUGACGAACAGUUACCCAUCGCGGAAGGCGUACCAAACCAGGACGACUGGAAUCCGUUGGCACGCCUCGAAGAGCUCUGCCGGCGCCAGUCCGAGGUUUUGGAGAAUCCAGAUUUUCUGCUGCUUGAGCGUGAGCGUAAGCAUGGCUGA